Didymodactylos carnosus is the source of this 2466-nucleotide messenger RNA. NCBI's taxonomy places the organism in Eukaryota, Metazoa, Rotifera, Eurotatoria, Philodinida, Philodinidae. The record is from the annotation of a GenBank genome assembly.
AUGUCAAGUUACCUGUUAGAACGUGAAAUAUUGGGAUCAGCUCGUAAUAUUAUCGAUGCAAAUUCAAACAGCCCUCUACUAAAUAGUACUUACCGUAGUCCCUAUGGAACAAGUUCUAGUCCAACAAUAUAUGCACCGACAACACAGUAUCAAUAUCAGGAUACGAGUAAUAAUUAUGAGCCGAAAAAAAUUGUGACUGACCUUCAAGACCAAUUAAGACUAUUGAGAAAAGAUCUUGAAAAAAAAGAUGGUUUAAUACAAGAAUUAUCCACGAUGAGGUAUGCUGGAGAAUCAUUGUAUGAUCCCAUGGGUGGUGUUGAACGUAAUGCAUUGGAAAAUUCUCGCCGAGAACUUUCACAGUUACAAACGAGAGUAGAAAGUUUAACUCAUGAAUUACGCGAAUGUACAAUAAAAUUAUCAGGAAAAGAUGAACGUAUCAAUGAAUUAAGACAUGAAGUUGAAUCAUUGAAGAAAGAACAUGAUAUUUUGAAUAAGUCAAAUAAUCAAUUCAAAAUACGUAUUCGUGAAUUAGAGCAGAAUGUAGGUAGUUAUGAAUCUGUAACUAAUAAAUCAUCAGUAACAAUAACAGCAUUACAAAAUGAUAUCAAAGAAAAACAAGAACAAUUAUUAGAAUUACAAUCGAGAAUAAGAACACACAUGGAAGAACGUGAAUCAAGUGAACGUAAAACAGAAGGAUUAAAUAAAAAAUUACAUGAAUUAUUUGCACAAUUGAAUGUUAUAUUGGGACCGGAUUACGGAGUUCCAACUCCAAUGGCUCUAGAAAAUUUAAAGACAAAAAUAUCUGAUAUAAAUGCAGAAAAUACAUUACUGAAAGGUAGAUUAGUUAAAAUGGAAGAAAAAGCUCGAUCAUUAGAAGCUGAAUCAUUUUCAAAUCGUUCAACUGUACAACAAAUGGCUAAUCAAUUAAGAAAUUAUGAACAAAAUGGUGUUGGUAGUCGAUUACAAAUUGAUACAUUAAGAGGUGAACGUGAUGCAGCUUUAAAUGAUAAAGAAUCGAUUAGUCGUGAACUUGAGACGGUUAAAUCUCGUUUGGAAAGCGUACAAAAAGCGUGGCAAAAUACUAAACACGAAUUAGAUAAUCGUGAACAAAAAUUCUCAUCAAAUCAAUUAAAUGUUAAACAAAUAGAAAAUGAUGCAUUAUAUGCAAAAACAUGUUUAGAUUCAUUUAAACAACAAGUUGGACAAUUGUUAUCCGAUGGAUAUGUUAAAGUUGAACCAAAAGAAGAUGAAAUUAAAGAAAAAAUACAAUUAUUAAUGCAAUCAUCAAAAGAUCGAGGAAUUAUUAUCACCAAUUUACAAAAUCAAAAAGAAAGUUUAUCCAAACAAUUGCAAGAACAAAUUAAAUUAAAUAACGAGGCCGAUUCGAAACGUCAUCAUGCUGAACAGCAUUUAUUAGAAUUAGAAAAACGUGUAAAAACACUUGAUAAUGAAUAUACAACAACAGGGAUCUAUAGAGAAAAUCUAAAGCAUGAUAAAUUUCUACACUUUAUUGAACGUUUAGCAUCGAUUAUGAAAAUUGAAAAUAUUUCACAUGAUAUUGGUUAUGAAUUGAAUGCGGAUGUGAUAUUAGCACGUGCUGAACAACUGAUGAGAUCGGAAAAUGAUUCAGUUGUUGAUCAAAAAACAAAUAUUUACUCGUUACAACGUAAAAUAAAACAAUUGAAAGAACAAAUUGAAAAUAAAGAUUUACAUUUAGAUUUAUUACGUAAAAAAGUUAUUGCUCUUGAAGAAGGACGAAAUUCAAAAUCAGAUUUAGACAGAGAAAUUGAUGAUCAUGUAACGUUAAGUAGGAAAAUGAAGGUGAAAGUAGAUAAUCUGACAGAACAAGUUAAUGAAUUGAAACAUGAAAAUACACAAUUGAAAGCACAAAUAACUGAUAUUCAUAUGUUGAAGAGUCGUACAAUAGAACAAGAAAAAGAAAUUCAUCGUUUAUUAGAAGAUAAUAGUAAAUUGCAAAAUGCUCGUGAUAAACAAGCGGUAAAAAUUUCUAAUUUACAAGAUAAAAUGCACAAUGUUGACGAAGAAACCAAUCGUACAUUAUUCUCAUCAGAUAGUGCCGUUCGAUCUUUAUCGAAUGAAUUAAGAUUUCUUAAAAGUUCAUUAGAACAAAUGUCAGAUCGAGAACGACGCUUACUUGAUUUUCGUGGUCAAAUUGCACUUAUGCUUGGCUUGGAUGCCAAAACCUUGUCUGUACCGGAUUAUGAAAUAACGGCACGCCUCGAAAGAUUAUUAUCAGUUGUGCAACCAACAAUGGCUAUUCCCGUUGUUCAGGUACCACAACAAGAACGCCAUUAUUAUCCUUCAUCCCAUAGUUAUAAUACUCAACGACAUUCAGCGCAUACUCGUGUACGUAGUCCUUCACCCGUAACAAGGAGACACGAUACAAAUCAUCGGGCACGAUCAUACUCACCAUCUCGCAUGGGGAUCGAUCCUAGAACAUACUAA